CUGUGGCGCGGCUCCCGGGUCAGAAUGUCAUACCCAGGCUAUCCCCCAACAGGCUACCCGCCUUUUCCUGGAUAUCCUCCUGCGGGUCAGGAGUCAUCUUUUCCCCCGCCUGGUCAGUAUGCUUAUCCUAGUGGCUUUCCUCCAAUGGGAGGAGGUGCCUACCCCCCAGCACCAAGUGGCGGUUACCCAGGAGCUGGAGGCUACCCUGCACCUGGAGGUUAUCCAGCCCCUGGAGGCUGUCCUGGUGCCCCACAGCCAGGGGGAGCUCCACCCUACCCGGGAGGCCAAGGAUUUGGAGCCCCACCAGGUGGAUCAGGUUUUUCUGGCUACCCCCAGCCACCCGCACAGACUUACGGUGGUAGUGGACCAGCACAGGGCCCAUUACCUGGUGGCUUUCCUGGAGGACAGAUGCCCUCUCAGUAUCCAGGAGGACAGAUGCCCUCUCAGUAUCCUGGGGGACAGACUCCUUACCCUAGCCAGAUGAGUACAGAAUCCUUCCCUUCCUAUCCUGUUUUCUCUCCUGUUUCUUUGGAUUAUAGCAGUGAAGGCACUCAAGGGACAAUCCGGCCAGCUGCCAACUUUGAUGCUAUGAGAGAUGCAGAAAUUCUCCGCAAAGCCAUGAAGGGAUUUGGGACAGAUGAACAGGCAAUUGUGGAUGUUGUGGCCAACCGCUCUAAUGAUCAGAGACAAAAAAUUAAAGCAGCUUUUAAGACCAUGUAUGGCAAGGAUUUAAUCAAAGAUCUCAAGUCAGAGUUGAGUGGAAAUAUGGAAGAACUUAUCCUUGCCCUUUUCAUGCCUCCUACAUAUUAUGAUGCCUGGAGUUUACGGAAUGCAAUGCAGGGAGCAGGAACUCAGGAACGUGUAUUGAUUGAGAUUUUGUGCACCAGAACAAAUCAAGAAAUCCGAGAAAUUGUCAGAUGUUAUCAGUCAGAAUUUGGACGAGAUCUUGAGAAGGACAUUCGGUCAGAUACAUCAGGGCAUUUUGAACGUUUACUUGUGUCCAUGUGCCAGGGAAAUCGUGAUGAGAACCAGAGUGUGAACCACCAGAUGGCUCAGGAAGAUGCCCAGCGCCUCUUUCAGGCCGGUGAGGGGAGACUUGGGACCGAUGAGUCUUGUUUUAACAUGAUCCUCGCCACAAGAAGCUUUCCUCAGCUGAAAGCUACCAUAGAGGCUUAUUCCAGGAUGGCUAAUCGAGAUUUGUUAAGCAGCGUCAGUCGUGAGUUUUCCGGCUAUAUUGAAAGUGGUUUGAAGACCAUCUUGCAGUGUGCCCUGAACCGUCCUGCCUUCUUUGCUGAGCGGCUCUACUAUUCCAUGAAAGGUGCUGGCACAGAUGAUUCCACCCUGGUCAGAAUUGUGGUUUCUCGAAGUGAGAUCGACCUUGUACAAAUAAAACAGUUAUUUACUCAUAUGUAUCAAAAGACGCUGGGCACAAUGAUUGCAAGUGACACAAGUGGAGAUUAUCGAAGACUUCUUCUUGCCAUUGUGGGUCAGUAGGAGGGAAGUUUUUUAAAUGGAUGAAGUCUUUCAAAGCAGCAUGACCUGCAUGCAGCAAUAUCAGCCAUCACCUAACCGGAACAACUUAAGGACGGUCAGGGUUAAUGUGCUUGGUUUGCACAUGUUGUUAUUGCCUUAAUUCUAAUGUUAUUUUUUCUUAUACAUACAAUCAGUGUAAAGCCAUAUCACAAUGAUGUAGUAAUUUUGCAAUAUUUGUAAUGCUUCAUUCUCACUGCUUUGGUUCUAAUCAGGAUUUCAAGUUGAAUAAAAAUUAGUGAUCUAAUUCUGUAUAAUUAUGAGCAGUUACGUUAAAAGGUUAACCAUCACCUCUGUGUAGUUUUAAAAAUGAGGAAAUAGUAUUUUUGAAAAGUGAUACUGGUCUGGCUGAUUUAAGAACAUGACUGCCAAUUCAGAAAUAUGAUGGAGUGCUGCCAGCCUAGUGGCUUUGGGACUCCCAGUGCUUUGGGAGAUCAAGGCAGGAAGACCAUUAAGUUUGGCCCCAGCCUGGGCAACCCAGUGACUUAAUGAGAUCCUAUCUGAAAAUAAAAUACGAAAACCAGGCUAAAGCUGUGCAGGCUGACACAUGUCUGUAAAUCAGCACCCUAGGAGGCUGAGGCAGAAGGAUCGCGAGUUUGAGCUUAGCCUGGGCAACUUAGUGGUUUAGCAACACCCGGUCUCAAAAAAAUUUUUAAAGGGGCUAGGGAUGGCAGAAGAGAGCUGCUCACCUCCAUAGCAGCCAGGAGGUGGAGAGAAGAGGUACAUGGGACAAGAAAUGCGCUCUUCCAUGUCAUAGCUGCAGUGACACAGCUCUACUAACUGGGCCCUGCCUCUGAAUCCAUGAGGCUUUUGGGACAUGGUUUAGAUAUCCACCAUAAUAUUCUGCCUCUUGCUCCCAAAAGGCUCAUGUCCAUCUCUGAGUUCCCAAAUUCUUCACAGUUCCAAAGUCUCAUUUGAUACUCAAAGCAAACUCAGCUGUGAGCCCUGUAAAAAUAAAAAAGUUAAAUACUUCUAACAUGCAGGGUAAGCAUUCUCAUUCUAAAAGGGGAGAAGGGAAGAUUGCAAAGGAAUUGAAUCAGUAAGCAAGCUGUGGUAAAAUGUGAGCUUCAAAGGGUGUGGUCAGCCCCGUCCCUGUGGCCUCUGGCUGGCUCCACUGGCUGCUGUAGUUUUCCUCAGAUGUUUUACAUUCCUGACAUUUCCAACUUCCUAAGGUCACCACUGUGCCUUCAGCUUCAUGUAUCACCCUCAGGGACUCCUAGCAGGGACUGCAACCCUGUCACACCUUUACGCCUGGUCUUCCAGGCCUUCUGAAAUCUGGGUAGAAGGCUUAAUUACCCCAUAACUCUUGCAUUCUGCAUGUCUGAAAAAUUAGAACCACUUGGAUGACACCAAGGUGUUCUGCUGGCUAUAGCAGUAGCCUCUGGGCCCUGUGGACCAUACCUGCACUGGUCUCUCAGUUCCUGGAUUGCUGAAUUUGGGAUAUAUGUCCUUAGGCAUCCCUGAAUGAGCAGGGCUCCCAGGGAUUCUCAAGCAAAAUCUUUAAAAGAGCCCAUACUUUUACACCUUUGAGUGUGUCAGGACUAAGGUCUGGCCUUUUCCUGAGAUGACCUGAAGGCAUCUUUCCUACUGUGCUGAUGCAAAGUACUUGUCUUUUUUAUGCUAAUUUUUUUCUGCAUCCACACUCCUUGGCCCUAACUUUACAGGUGCUUCCUUUCUGGCCAACCUGCAC
Messenger RNA from Fukomys damarensis (Damara mole-rat), 3220 nucleotides. RefSeq names its product annexin A7 (gene Anxa7). The record is from RefSeq and is a predicted model, not a curated record. Gene Ontology annotation, molecular function: calcium ion binding; calcium-dependent phospholipid binding. Gene Ontology annotation, cellular component: cytoplasm. The transcript is spliced from 14 exons. NCBI's taxonomy places the organism in Eukaryota, Metazoa, Chordata, Mammalia, Rodentia, Bathyergidae. The coding region runs from base 25 to 1494 and encodes 489 amino acids.